Lodderomyces orthopsilosis Co 90-125 is the source of this 855-nucleotide messenger RNA. It is a transcript of the gene PRE5, whose product is annotated as proteasome core particle subunit alpha 6. Lineage: Eukaryota; Fungi; Ascomycota; Pichiomycetes; Serinales; Debaryomycetaceae. Gene Ontology annotation, cellular component: proteasome core complex, alpha-subunit complex; nucleus; proteasome core complex. The record is from RefSeq and is a predicted model, not a curated record. Gene Ontology annotation, biological process: ubiquitin-dependent protein catabolic process. The coding region runs from base 1 to 855 and encodes 284 amino acids. The transcript has a single exon.
AUGUUCAGAAACAACUACGAUAACGAUUCUGUAACAUACUCACCUACUGGUCGUUUAUUCCAGGUUGAGUAUGCAUUGGAAGCAAUUAAGCAAGGAAGUGCAGCUGUUGGCUUAACAUCUAAAGACUAUGUUGUCCUUGUGGCUUUGAAAAGAAAUGCCGAGGAAUUGGGUUCGUACCAAAAGAAAAUUAUCAAAAUAGACGACCAUAUGGGGGUUGCAUUGGCUGGUUUGGCUCCCGAUGCUCGAGUGUUGUCCAAUUUCUUGAGGAAGCAAGCAAUGCAGUGUAAAAUGAUUUUCAAUCGCCCGAUUCAAACACAGAAGGCAGCAUUGACAAUUGCCGAUAAAGCUCAAGAAAAUACUCAAAGCUACGGCUCUAGACCAUAUGGGGUGGGAUUGUUAAUUGCUGGAUACGACGAGACUGGUGCACAUUUAUUAGAAUUUCAACCAUCAGGUUCCGUCCUCGAAUAUUUCGGGGCUGCCAUUGGUGCUAGAUCGCAAGCUGCUCGUACAUAUUUGGAAAGAAACUUGGAUGAUAUAAGGGAAUCUGACUCUAUCGAGAAGCUAAUUGUACAUGGGUUAUAUGCCUUGAGAGACACUUUAAGUCAAGAUGUAGAAUUAACGUUUAAAAACACGAGUGUCGCCGUGGUUGGUAAAGAACAGCCUUACACUUCAUAUGAUGAUGAGGAUGUUCAGCAAUGGCUAGACAAGCUAGAUUCAGUAACAAACGAUAGAAAUAAAACUGAGGGUGAUGAUGAGAGCAGAAACGAAGAAGAAGAAGGUGAAAAUGCUGCAGAUGAAGCUACUCAAGGUGGAGAAGAAUCUACACAGGGUGACAGAAUGGAUACAGAUGAGUAA